UCGAAGUAAAACAUAUAUUCGUCGUCUAUGAGUGGCAAUGGGAAUAAUACAGACAGCUAUACGAUUUAUAUAAGAAAAACCCUAUAGAAAUGUGUUUCAUAAAAUUGGCGUGGGAUUAGUAUAUAAAAUAGAUGACCUAUACUGGUUACAAGAGCUUAAACAAACUAUAAAUACAUUGACAAUGGCGUCGCCGUUAAUUAUCUUGUUUAUCAAUGCUGGUAUCCUUGGAGUUUUAGCGUCAGUUUUUGUUGUGCUGGCCAUUUCCGUAAAUUCCUGGCAGAAAUACGAAUAUAAGGAAGAUAAAUUAGCAGAAAUAAACAGGACGGAAAAUCAUCUCUUCAUGAAAAAUAUUUCAGCUGACAAUUUCUUUUUACAAGUGGAGGAUUCAUCGACUUCCGGUCUUAACACAAAUGAAGAAAGGGAUAUUAUCCCAAGAAGUAGUUUGAUCUCCAAUCGUGAAUGUUUUACGUUUGUGACAGAUUUUGAUGAAAGCAACGGGGGCUAUUCAAGUGAAGCGAAACAGAUAGCCAGACUACAGAAUUCUGCAGCGUCAUGUUAUAUCGUGGUUAUUAUAGAUCUUAUAUCAGCUGCUAUUGUUGGACUGAUUGGUAUUACACAAAAACAGGUAGCAAGCUGUAUGGUCACAGGAGUCUUAUACUGUAUGGCAGCUUUAUUUGGUGUAUUUGGUCUAUCUAUGUUUCAUACCAAGGAUUAUUAUGAAAAAUUCAACUGUUAUAGUUUGACUGAAAUCCCUACGGCUGUUUGUCCAGCACGAGUUGUUACAAUAGACUGGGCUAUACCAGUAGCAUGGUGUGGAGUCUUAUUCUGUGUCUUAGCCUGUACGCUCUGGUUAAUAGUUGCACGGGCAUUACGUGUUAUUAAAGCUAAAACGAUGCUUUAGAAGUGGUAAGUGUGUGAAUUAUUUACUGAAGCGGAAAUGAAACGUCACAAGUGCUUUUAUUUACAACAUUUGAAAAGACGAAAUACGCUAAGUGUAAGGCUAUACUAUCACAUGUGAUUUUAUUAGCAACAUUUAAAAGACGAAAUGCCCUCAGUGAAAGCUCAUUCCAUGUAUUGAAUUAAAUUGGUAAAACGUUCAAUGACAUUAGACGACUCUUUACAAUUCGGGCCACUUAAACAUGUUUCAACGCAUGACGGGAGGAGAAUAUGAAAUCGACAACGUCAAUAACUCAAGUGUGCAACAAGAUAAGAACAAUUCUACGUUGUUUAUUGUCAUUAUGUCACAGGGUACAAAUACAAUAACUGGUGAAACUAAUCUAUGUAUUGAACAAGUUUCAUAAAAAAAAUCAAAAGGGAAGAAAACUCAUGUCCGGUACACAUGUGUUGUUGAUGAGGAAUAAUUGAUUCAUCAUUUGCAAAAAUAUUCCAAAACACGUGACUUCUGGUUUAGUCCUAAGAAUAACUUAAAUGACGAACUAAAGAUAUUCAUCACAUAGUUAAAAUACAUAGAGUGAACAUUUCUAUCUAUAUCUAGGCAUUCCCUUCAAAGCACCAUUUUCCCAGUAUCUUCCCAGUUUUCUUUCAGAAUAAUAUACUUUGGUGUCAGUGCUCUAGGAAUAUAAUCCCCAACAAUUUUCUAGAGUGAUAUACUCUGUUGUCAGUGCUCUAGGAAUGUACUUCCAUACAAUUGUCUAGAGUGAUACACACUGUUGUCAGUAUUCUAGGAAU
Patella vulgata (common limpet) is the source of this 1689-nucleotide messenger RNA. RefSeq lists its product as uncharacterized. NCBI's taxonomy places the organism in Eukaryota, Metazoa, Mollusca, Gastropoda, Patellidae. The transcript is spliced from 4 exons. Gene Ontology annotation, cellular component: membrane. The record is from RefSeq and is a predicted model, not a curated record. Bases 182 to 901 code for a protein of 239 amino acids.